AUGGAUACUGAUACCGAUCAACUACAGCUGUUGCCAGAUUCAUCAGUACAUAGAAAUGAUACAACAAUUACUGAAGAAACUCUAUUGAUUGAUGAUCAACCAAAUGAAGAUGAAGGAAAAAACACGGCAUUGGAUUGGAGUACAAGUAUGAUUAGUGAAAUAUGUCGUGAAGGCAAUUUAGUUCGUUUACGUGAUUUUAUUGAAUAUAGUAAACAGACAUCACAUUGUGGUCGACAUGCUGCUGAAAUAGCUGAUCGACUUGAUGUAGAAACAGGUCUUUCACCACUACAUCAUGCUGCUCGUUAUCAACAAUUAGAUAUUUGUAUUAUACUUUUAUCUAAUAUUGCAUUCAAAUUAGGUGUUAAUAUAAAAGAUGCAUAUGGUCGAACACCAAUUCAUUCAGCAUUUCGUUCAUCAAAUAAUUCAAAUUCAAAUAAAUCAAAUAUAGAAAAACCAUUUGAUAUUGAAAAUGAUUUAGGAGAUAAAAUUCAAGCUACCGAUAUUUGGCAAGACGAAUAUAAAAAUAAAAUUCCUUCCAGUGAUCAUCCACUUAUUUAUUUAUUUGCUAAAGCUAAUGGAAAUAUUCGUGCAGGUGAUAAAUAUCUUCUUACACCACUUCAUUAUGCGGUUGCUCGUAAUAAUCUUGCUGGUGUUAAACAAUUGAUAACAUUACAAGCAGAGAUUGAGGCAGAAGAUCGUCAAGAGAUUCGUCCAUUACAUUUAGCAUGUAGAGAAGGUUAUUUAUCAAUUGCUGAAUAUUUACUUGAACAAGGUGCAAAAAUUAAUGCUGAAGAUGCUGAUAAAUGGACACCGUUACAUUAUGCAUGUGCCAAAGGACAUAUAGAUAUAAUUAAAUUAAUUAAAUCAAAAGAAAAACUAAAUUUUGAAAACUUUAUUGAAAUGAAAACAAAUACAGGUGCAUCAUGUUUACAUUUAGCUGUACAAAAUGGAAAUACUCAAACAGUUAAAUAUAUUCUUACUGAAUUUAAUAGUAGUGCUUUAAAAGAAUUACUUAAUGAACAAGUAGAAUCAUUUGGAACUCCUUUACAUAUCGCAGCAAAAUUCUGUGAUCCAUCAAUGUUAGAUCUUCUUUAUGAAAAUGGAGCUGAUCCAUUAAUAUUAAACUCACGUGAUCAAUCAUCACUUCAUAUUGCUAGUGCAUCAAAUCGUCUAUCUAUUGUUCAGAAACUUAUUUCUCUUACUGAAAAAUCUUUAUUAGAAAUAAAAGAUGAUCAAGGUCAUACAGCUCUUUCCGUAACAACUAAUUUUGAUAUUAUCAAUGAAUUAAUUACAUAUGGUGCUGAUAUUUCAAGUCUUAAUAAUAAUCAUAUGAAUGUAUUAAUGAUUGCUGUAUCAAAAGGUCAAUUGUUAAUUGUUGAACAUUUAUUACUUAUGAUUAAAGAUCAAUUUAAAUCAAUAUUUGAUCAAGUAACAAAAGGAAAUAAUCGUUCAAUAUUUUUAAUAGCUGUAGAAACAGGUUCGAUUGAUAUGUGUUCAUUAUUAUUAAAUCAUCCAUAUAUUCGUUGGGAUACAAUCGAUAAACAACGUAUGAAUGCAUUUCAUAUAGCUGCUCGUAAUAAUCAUUAUAAAUUAAUUGAAUUUCUUAGUGAACGUUUACAUAAAUCUGGUCGAUUAAUGUCAAUACAAAGUCGUACUUAUUCUAUGACAGAUACUGAUUUAAUAAAUAUUCCAAAACCAUCACCUAUGCUACGUUUAUAUAUUGAUGCACAAGAUGAAGAUGGCGAAACACCAUUAUAUUUAGCUGCUGAACAUGGUCAUACAUUAUGCGUGGCAGUACUUAUUAAACAUGGUGUUGAUGUUUUACUUCCAAAUUAUCUUGGACAAUUAGUACUUCAUAUUGCUAUUCAAAAUGGUCAUAGUCAAUGUGUUGAAUUAUUAAUGAAUGCUUGUAUGAGAAAUAUGACUGAUUUUCAAUCUGCUCUAGCAAGAAGACAAUCACCAUUGAUAACUGCAUGUCAAAAUGGUUUUGCUGAUAUUGCUCGACUAUUACUUGCUCAUCCAAUUGAAAUAUAUUAUGAUGAAAAUAAAGAAAAAGAAAAUCCAUUGGAAAUUGCGAUUAAAUAUCAUCAAAUUGAAAUUCUUCAUAUUCUUUUAGAACAUCCUCAUACAGAACAUUGGCUUAUGGCAAUAAAAGAUACAAAGGAAUAUAUCCAUCAAACACCAUUAAGACAUAUGAUUCGUCAUAUACCAGAAUGUGCAAAACAUACAUUCGAUAAAUUAUUAUUAAAAAAAGAUGAAAUUGAUACUAGUGGAAAUAUAUCUGAAAGAAUUACAUAUAGAUAUAAAUAUAUAGACGAUUAUUUUACUGAUGAUGGUAAAUUAUAUACUCCAAAUAGUCAUCAACUUUAUCGUAAUCAUCCACUUAUAAUCGCUCUUGAUACUGAACAUCAUUCAUUACUGCAACAUCCAUUAGUAAAACGACUUAUAUCACAUAAAUGGAAAUUAUAUUGUCCAUUUUUUUAUAUAAGUCGUAUACUAUCAUUAUUAUCAUUACUUCUAUUAACAAUCUAUGUUCUUAAUGUACCACUACCAUAUGUAAAUUCAUCAACAAAUCUACCGUCAAUAUCAAUGAAAGAAUCUAUGUUACCAGUUCGAUGGAUAAUUAUUAUUUUAGCCGCAAUGAAUUUAUUUAAAAUAAUUUUAGAAAUUUUUCUUUUUCGUGGUUUACGUGUUCCAUUUGCACAAAUAUUUGGUAUUAUAUCAUAUCUAUCAUCAAUUAUUGCGUUUAUACCAUAUCAACAAAGUAUGGAAAUGAUAAAAUGGCAAUGGCAAUUUGCAGCAUUUUCCGUAUUAUUUCAAUGGUUUAAUACAGCAUUCAUAUUACGUUCAGUUCCAUUUAUUGGAAAAUUUAUUGUUAUGUUUCAAUCAGUAUUAUUUAAUUUUUUUUCAUUAAUAUUUGUUACUCUACCAUUACUUGUUGCAUUUACCAUUGGUGCACAAAUGAUUUUUUUUAAUCAUCAAUCAUUUUUUACUGUUAUGAUAUCAAUACAUAAAAUAACAGCAAUGCUUAUUGGAGAAUUUGAUUUUGAAACAUUAGUUUUUUCUAAACCAACAUUUAUAGCAGCAAAAUUUCUUUUUAUACUAUUUAUUAUUAUAAUGACAAUGUCUCUGAUGAAUCUUUUAUUAGGUUUAACUGUUAAGGAUAUACAAAGUUGUAUGAAAAAUUCUCGAGCACAAGCACAUGCCUAUCGAAUUCGUGAACUAAUUUAUAUUGAAUCAAUAUUACCAAAUAAAUGGUUAAAAUCAAAGAUAAUUGAAACUGAAUAUUUUGAUAAUUAUGACAAAGAUUUAACAACAAAAAAUAAUGAUGACAUUGAUGAAGAUUAUAAUGAAUCUCAAUCAAAACGACAACCUAUUGCUGAACUUGGAAGAUUACUUGAUAUUCUUGAUAUAUUAUGUAAACGAGCAAAACAAGUUUUAGAAAAAGAAAUUAAUUUAGAAAAAAUACUUACACAAUUAUUAGCAGCUAGAAAAGCUCAUUCAUCAAAAGAUUCAAGUAUAGAUACGAUAAAUACUUCUGGACAGUAA
Adineta steineri is the source of this 3549-nucleotide messenger RNA. NCBI's taxonomy places the organism in Eukaryota, Metazoa, Rotifera, Eurotatoria, Adinetida, Adinetidae. The record is from the annotation of a GenBank genome assembly.